AUGAGUUCCACAGGUGUUGAAAUCCAGCCGGCAUCAUCUUUCGACGAGCAGGAUCAGCUGCUGAUCAGACGGAUCCGCCAGCAGUCGCAACUCAGUCCAGACAGCUCGCUGGAAGAGCGGAUUCUGGAGAAGUUUGAUCAUUUUCUGGCCAAGCUGGAAUCGAGAAUCGAAACGUUUGAGACGUAUUUCACCCAGCAAACGGGCAAGUCGAGCCACUACCACUACCAUUUCUACGAAACCUUGGAGUCCAUGAAGACCGCGUUCAUCCAAAACAAACAAAGAAGUUUGUCGUCGCUCGGCCAAAUACUGGACCGGUAUUACGGCUCAUUAUUGAAUGAUAUCCGAGAAACAGACUCUGGAGACUUGCACCAGAGAAUUUUCACCGGACUGCAAUUCCUGGACGAGAAAAUCGACCAGGUCGAAAAGACGUUCAGCAUUCCUUUAAGCCCGAACGAACAUCUCACCGGACUGAAAGGAAAACUGUACAACUACGAAAAAGCUGUUGCUGCCGGAUCAAAGAGGCUUUUACAUUUUUACGAGCUUCCAUUUCAAUGGCGCGAAAACAAGUACAUUGUGUUUGGCUACCGUUUCAACCCGUCACACACUUCUGCGCUCAAGAGUGUUGUCCAAUGCCACAACGAAACAGCCAAUAUCUGGACGCAUAUUUUGGGCUCGGCUCUGAUCGCAUAUCUAAUGUUCUACCAUUACCCUUCCACAGACGUUUACCAGCACUCGUCCUUCGGCGAUAAGCUGGUCACCAAUUUCUUUUUCGUGGCCUCCAUCAAAUGUCUUCUGUCUUCUGUCGUCUGGCACACGUACGACUGCAUCGCAAAACUUUAUCUGCGUCAAAGGUUUGCCUGUAUCGACUACACAGGAAUCACAGUGUUGAUCACUGCCUCGAUUAUCACCACCGAGCAUAUUGCUUUGAAAGAGUACCCAGCCACGGAGCUCGGCUUCAUUGCUUUCUCGUCGAUUGCGGGCGUUGUGGGUGUGUUUUUCACCUGGUCCGAGUUCUUCGACAAACCAGAGUCGCGUCCCGUGAGAAUUUUGUUCUUUAUGUCGCUUUCGGCUCUCGGAGUGGCCGCUUUUUGCUCCUCCAUCUUCCUGAGAGGUCUGACCUACUCUCUUCACCUUUACGUCCCGCUUCUUCGGAGCUUUGUCUGGUACCUUACGGGUGUCCAGUUCUACGGAACUCUGGUUCCUGAGAGAUGGAGAAACGACGUUCACGUCGAUGAGCACGAUCUCUGCGACGAGACAAUCUUGGAGCUGGAGAACUCCGGCAAGCUACAGGAGUAUCUCGACAAACAGCCCGCCGUCACUGCCCAGCGCAAAAGCUGGCUGUCCAUGUGGUGGGUCGACUACAUUUUCAGCUCGCACCACAUCUGGCACAUCUUUGUGCUUCUGGGGAUCCUGGGCCAUUACUCGGCUCUCCUGGAGAUGUUCUCUAUAGUUAACUGA
Molecule: messenger RNA, 1458 nt
Organism: Ogataea philodendri
Lineage: Eukaryota; Fungi; Ascomycota; Pichiomycetes; Pichiales; Pichiaceae
Exons: 1
Coding region: 1-1458 (485 amino acids)
Cellular component (GO): membrane
Molecular function (GO): signaling receptor activity
Source: RefSeq, a predicted model, not a curated record